AUGCAUCCUCACGCCCCGAGCAUCCGCGUCAAGAUCCCCGACCAGCUGCCCACGCUGUUCGAGCCGCAGAAGGCCACGCCGAACCCGCGCACCACCCGCUCCGGCAGCACCGCCGAGGCCGAGGCUGCCGGCGACGCGCCGCCGCCGUGGCCGGAGCACCGCCUCACCGUGCUGGCCCUGCAGCUGGCCGUGCUCGAGAAGGCGGCCAGCCGGCUGGGCACGCUGGCCUUCAUCUGGGCCACGGUCGUGCUGCUGGGCGGCUUCGCCAUCACGCUGGACCGCAGCGACUUCUGGUGCAUCACGGGCCUGCUCGUCAUCGAGGGCAUCCGCAUCCUGGGCCGCAACCAUGAGGUGGAGUGGCAGCGCCACCAGGCCAGCCAGGCCCGCCCCGCCACCCGCGCCGCCGUCCCCGCCUUCUUCUGGAUGCAGCUGCUCUCGGCGUCCGCGUGCGUCUUGCUCUCCCUCGUCCGCCUCAUCCACCAGCACUACGGCGGCACCGAGGACGCCCGCUCCAACCGUGCCGCAGCGCUCAACAUCUUCUACGGCCUCGCGCUCACCGAGGCGCUGCUCUUCCUUGUCGAGAAGGCGCUAUGGGAGUGGAAGGUGGGCCACCGCCGCCUCCUCGAGUGCGUCGCCGACGACUGCAAUCUCGCCGGUGCCUACGGCCAGGUCGCCGUACGCCGCUUCUUCUACGACUCCUACUCGCGCUGCCUCAACGGCAGCAUCUUGGACGGCCUCCACAUGGGCCUCGUCUCCUACGCUGAUGAUCUCAUCACCGCGGGCUCGCGCGACGAGCAGAGCCUCGGCGCCGGCAUCCUCGUCGCGCUCGUCGAGUCCGACCGCUUCGCCGAAGCCACGCUCCGCAGGAUCAGCGUCUCCGCGCCCACCAUCCAGCGCCUCAUCGAGAUGCUCAGCUGGAAGGACUCCUCGGAGCGCGAUGUCCGGCGCUCGGCCGCCGCCGUCGUGUCCAUGCUCACCGGGAGGAAGCUCGUCGCGCUCCGCGUCCUCGGCAUUCCAGGUGCCAUCGAGUCCGUCGCCUCGCUGCUUUAUGCCGACCUCGACGAGCUCAACAUCCUCGGCCUCUCCACCCUCAAUAAGCUGGCGCAAGACCACGACAAUUGCGACAAGAUUGGCAAGACCAGGGGCCUCCUCGAAACCAUCAUCUCCUACUCCAGCAUCGACCAUGCGCUGGCGUCGCCCUCGCAGAGGGACAUGAGGCUCAAGGCUGUCAAGAAGUCGCUCCGCGUUGUCAAGAGGCUGGCCGGCACGAGGGGGGACACCGGGAAGCUGCUCCGACGGGAGCUCACCGACAUCGUCUUCACCGUGAGCAACGUCAGGGAGAUCCUGCAGCGGCACGACAAUAAGUUCCAGUCGGAGCUGCACCAGUUAGCCAUCGAGAUACUCACGAGCCUCGCGAUGGACGAGGACGCCAGGGAGAUCAUCGGCGGGACGGGGGACGUGGUGAGCGUGCUGGUCACCACGUUCUUGCCGGCGGCGUUUACGACGAAGGAGUGUCAACGGGCGGACGUUGUCCGGGUGGAGGCCGGCGAGGCGCUCGCGAUGCUGGCCCUCGAGAACAAGAAGAACUGUGGAGCGAUCAUAAUGGCUCUUGGCGGAGGGAUCGGGCGGCUCGUUGAUGCGCUGAACGACCCCGUCGUCGUCGUCGGUGCCGCGAGGAUCAUGCACAACCUCUGCUCCUACUCCGGCGACGAGUGGCAGCUCCCUCUGAGAGGGGUCACCGUCGGCGCCGACAAGGUGCUGAGGUCCAUCACGGUGGAGAAGGCCAAGAUCCUCAACAUCUUUAUCGGGCUCGCGGCGCAGAUGCUCCGCUUCAUGGAGCCCGGGGAGCUCCGGGGGAGCCUCGCCGCAGCGGGCGUGGUGGACACGGUGCUGGCGAGGUCGCUGGUGCAGGUGCUGCGGGAGUACAGCCGCCCGUCCAUGGACGUGCCCCGGGCCCGACGGUACACCAUAGAGCUUGCCAUGGCAUUGAUGCAGUCGGACGCACGCUACGUGGUCCUGUUCGUGGAGCUCGGCAUGGAGAGCGAGCUGAGGCGCGUGGCCAUGACCACCUCACAGCUGGAGUGCUUCAACGUCUUCUCCGGCAGCGUCGGGCUCAGCCGCAGAGACACCAGCGUCUGUUCCCUCGUCCAGUCGGCGUUGGAGCAGAUGAACAAGGGCUGGAAUUAA
Molecule: messenger RNA, 2187 nt
Organism: Aegilops tauschii subsp. strangulata
Lineage: Eukaryota; Viridiplantae; Streptophyta; Magnoliopsida; Poales; Poaceae
Source: RefSeq, a predicted model, not a curated record